GUUGUGAUAAAGGGUAUCAAAUUAAAGUGUGCUUGACUCACUAUACUUUGUUCUUGUUGUUUUACUCUAGACCAAGAAGUGAAUUAUUUUGAAAGUUAAAGCAUGGACUUCAGUAUCGCAUCAGUGAUCAUAAUUCUACACAUUUCAGGCUCUCUAACAUUGGACUAUCUCUCUGUGAGCUGUGAAAAUAUUUGUGCUCUGAGGGAAACCAAUGUGCAGUUGAAGUGCUCUUAUGACGAGGACAACAUCAAAUCUGUGUUCUGGUUCAGUGAGAAACAAAGUACAAACUGGAGAAAAAACAAUGAACCUGAAGAUUUGACUUUAGACUCAGAUUACUCAGGACGGGUGAAAGAUGAGAUCUCAAGCAACUAUUCAACGCUCACAAUAUCAGACGUGAGAGAGAGAGACUCUGGAGAAUAUCAGCUCAUGUUCAUCAUGAAGGAUGGAGUUAAACAUCUCAGCUCAGCGGCCGUCAGUCUAACAGUCACAGACCUGCAAGUGAGGAUGAAUCCUGAAUCUACAGACCAGAAACACCAGAGAAUAGAUCUGACCUGUGAGACUUCCUGUGAUUUGACGUCCAGGCCUCAGAAGUACUACUGGAAAAAAAAUGGACGAUAUAAAGAAGAUCUUAGUCAUUCCAGGAGUAUUACAGUUUCACCCAAAGCCGGUGUCAGUUACUCAUGUUUUCUUACUGGAGAUCUUAUGAACUCCUCCUCUCCUGUGUGCAUUUCUAAGAGUCCCUGCUGGGAUGUGACUUACUCCUCUAGAAGAGUCUGUGCUUUGGUCGGCUCAACAGUAGACAUUUCCAGCACAUACACACAUCCCUCUGAUCAUACUGUAAAUAAAACAUUCUGGCAUUACCCAUCUGGUGACUUCAAGGAUUUGCGUGAGGAGCAUCAGUUUGCUGGUCGUGUGGAGUAUGUGGAGAACAAACUGAGAAUCAAAGAGCUCAAGAUCAGUGACUCUGGAGAAUAUCUAUUCAGGAUCAUCACUGACUCAGAAAAAUACUCUGGAUCACCUGGAGUCAUUCUUACUGUAACAGAUACGCAGGUGAAAAGCAGUCCAUCUGUUGUUUCAGAGGGACAGGAAGUGAUAUUAAUCUGUUCAACUAAAUGCACUCUGAACAACAAACAUACUUACAUCUGGUACAAGAACAGACGACAGGUAACAGAUGGAAUCACUAAAGACAACAAGCUGUACCUGGACUCAGUCAGCGAUGAAGAGCUUCACCAGUAUUCCUGUGCUGUAGGAGAUCCAGUGGACAGCACAGCGUUCAGACAUUAUACAGUCACUCUGCUGGUGUUUUUACCUCAGUUUCUCAUAAUAGCAGCUCUGUGGAUGUGGUUUUUCAUUAAAAUGCAUCUCAUUUCGAAACCAAACCAAGAACACAAGUGAAGAAUCAGAUGUUCUACAUCUGUACAUCUGCUGUCUGUCAAUCAGAGCUGCUGGAGUGAUGUCAUUGUGAUCCUACAUUGUGACAUCAUCACCUAGCAACAGAGAGAAAUGUCAGCAGCUCUAUCAGUGAUUCAGUGACGUCAUAGACAGUGACAUUUAUUCAUAAUAUUAGCCUUUCUUCAGGCUUCAAACUGUUUAUUAACAAAGCACUCCCCCCCUCCAAGAAAAGGAUUGAAAAGUGAAGGAGCGGCUGUUCUGUUUAUUUUGUAUAUAACUUUAUUCAGUAUGCGUGAACACUUUCAUAUUUUAUGUGAUAGCAAUCCAUUUAAAUUUGAAUCUUUCUUGCUUCUUCUUCAUGUGUGAGUGUGAUUUGAUCUCAAAUAACAUUCAGUAGUCCAGAAACUUUCUUUAGGUAACAUUUAUCAUCAAAAUUAACCGGA
This is a messenger RNA of Carassius auratus (goldfish), 1835 nucleotides long. RefSeq lists its product as uncharacterized. The record is from RefSeq and is a predicted model, not a curated record. Bases 103 to 1395 code for a protein of 430 amino acids. The transcript has 8 exons. NCBI's taxonomy places the organism in Eukaryota, Metazoa, Chordata, Actinopteri, Cypriniformes, Cyprinidae.